AUGAUGUUGCGGAUUGGUUUAAAAAGAGCCAUACGGACUCCUUUAAUAUCAUCAAUACUGAUUUCACAACAAAUAAUUGGAGUAAGGAUUUUGUGUUUGAGAUUUAAGUCAAACAUACCAUCAUCAUCUUCAUCAUCAUCUUCAUCAUCAUCUUCAUCAACAUCAGCUUCCAAUUCAGCCAAAACUUCAAUCAAGAAACAGUAUAAUAAACCUACCGUUCCUACUUCACAAACGCCCAAAAAUUUACCAUCACCCCAAGAAUGGGAGAAUCUAAAGUUACAUAUUCCGGGAGAAACCAUACAAACCAAUAAACUAAAAGACAGAAUUCCUAUGUGGCCACUAAGUAAAGAAAAUGUGCCGACUUUACUACCAAGACCAGGAAUACCACAAGUUGGAAAGAACUAUACUUUCAAACAAGUUAUCAAAAUUCUACAAAACAAAAAGCAACCUGAAUUGAUCUAUGAAAGUGAACCGCAUAAGUUAUAUUUCUUAUUAUGUUUUUGUUUAUCAAUUGUAUUUGUAGUAUAUGCUUGUGUUUUACUUGAAUGGGCAUUUUGGUUAUCAAAAAAGGAAUUUGAUGAAAAUGAAAAAGAAGAAACCAAUAUGACCAUGAGAAACAGAGAAUGGGCAUUAUCCUUACUUUUAUAUUUAUGCCCUUCCCUUGUGAUGUUUACAGCAGCUUAUGGGGCUAUUAUAUUUCCCACAAAGUUGAUCAGAAGAAUGUGGUACCUUCCUGGACCAAAAGAAUUUAUUAGAUUUUCCACUUAUCCAUUAAUCCCAGGAAGACCAACUCCGAUGUAUACUGUUCCAUUGGCAAACAUUUCAAGAAGAAAAACAGCAAGAAUAUGGACUGGUAAAGGGUUUUAUGGAACAGCAGAUAAAGGCUUUUUUUUCUUUGUUUUAAAGGAAAAGUUAUCAAAUUUGAAACUGAAAAGUUGGAUUGUUGAUAGAAAAGGAUUUUUCUGGUCAGAUGGUAGAGUGUUUGAUUAUUUGUUUGGUAAGGAAACAAUGAAAGAAUCGGAAGCAGGAAUUCCAUACGAUAAACAAAUUGAAAUUAUUAAUAGAAAUUUGAAAUUAAAGAAACAAAAAAUGAAACAAAAACAUGGUUCGUUGUGGCAUUACAAAUUAGCAUUUGGAUUAUUCAAAGAAGAUUUGAAGAAGGUAGGUAAUUUUUUAACGAAUAAGAAAUCUAUUGAGAGUGGUGAUAGCAAUUCAAGGGAGAGUACCAAAAAGUUAGGUAAAAGAUAG
This is a messenger RNA of Lodderomyces pseudojiufengensis, 1248 nucleotides long. RefSeq lists its product as uncharacterized. Bases 1 to 1248 code for a protein of 415 amino acids. The transcript has a single exon. The record is from RefSeq and is a predicted model, not a curated record. Lineage: Eukaryota; Fungi; Ascomycota; Pichiomycetes; Serinales; Debaryomycetaceae.